UUCCUGAGCGCUGCCUCCCUGGCCGACGUGGCGGUGCUGGUGGUGUCGGCGGCGGCCGGGGAGUGGGAGCUGGCCGCGGAGAGCGGCAGAGUCAAGGAGUUGGCGCUGGAUAGUUUCACCAUGGGCAUCAAGAACGUCGUAGUGUGGGUCACCAAAAUGGAUGACUUCACCGUGCAGUUCAGCCAGUCCAGAUAUGAUGAGAUAAAGAAGGCGGUGCCAGCCUUCCUGAAGGACGUAGGCUACAAGCUGAAGGAUGUGCCGGUUGUGCCCAUAGCCGGCCUUUCGGGGCAAAAUUUGAACGCCAAGUCCACCGAGAUGCCGUGGUACGCCGGCCACUCCGCCUUGGAAUCCCUGGACGCCCUGGGGGAGAUGAACCGGCCGGCCGAGAAGCCACUGAGAUUGCCAGUGCUGAAAGUGCAUGACCAGCCAGAGGCUGGACCAGUAGUUAUAGGUCGCGUAGAGACCGGGACCAUCAGACCCGGCAUCAAGGUCAUUUUCGCGCCUGGCGGCCUUGUUGCGGAAGUUAAAUCCGUGCACAAGGCAGGCGUCAAGGCUUCAGACGCCAGAGAAGGGGAGGUGGUGAGCGUGAGUCUUAGUGGAGUGGAGGCGUCAGAGCUGCGGAAAGGGAUGGUGAUCAGCGGCAGUACGGACCCUGCCAGCGAUGCCGAGACCUUCUUGGCACAGGUGGUGGUUUUCGAGCACCCCGGGCAGAUCCGUGCGGGCUACUGUCCCGCCAUCGCCGUGCACACAACCCAGGUGCCUUGUGAGUUCGAGGAGCUCCUCAGCCGAGUGGACCGUAAGACGGGCAAGGACGCCGAGGCCAAGCCUGCCAGUGCAAGGUCUGGGGAGGUGGUCACGGUGAAGAUGCGGCCGCGGGCGCUGGUGUGCGUGGAGACCUUCAGUUCCUACCCGCCCCUGGGCCGCUUCGCCAUCCGGGACCAUGGGCGCACCAUCGGCGUGGGAGUCAUCAAGGAGGUCUCCAAAAAGGCGGUGCCGAAGAGGAGUGAGAGCUUCGACGAAUGAAGGCUCAGUUUGCAGUGAG
Molecule: messenger RNA, 1042 nt
Organism: Effrenium voratum
Lineage: Eukaryota; Dinophyceae; Suessiales; Symbiodiniaceae
Source: the annotation of a GenBank genome assembly